Messenger RNA from Cucurbita pepo subsp. pepo (vegetable marrow), 657 nucleotides. Its product is annotated as universal stress protein A-like protein. NCBI's taxonomy places the organism in Eukaryota, Viridiplantae, Streptophyta, Magnoliopsida, Cucurbitales, Cucurbitaceae. The record is from RefSeq and is a predicted model, not a curated record.
ACCAAUCCCAAAAACAGGCGGCGUUCUGGAAUCGUCUGGCGGCGAUGGCGGUAGAGGCAGCGAAGCCAGUGAUGGUGAUCGGAAUCGACGACAGCGAACACGCAGUUGCCGCUCUGGAGUGGACAUUGGACAAAAUUUUUUCUCGAACAGGACGAUUACAACCGUUUAAGCUCGUCGUUGUUCAUGUCAAACCAUCUCCCGACGUCUUCGUCGGCGUCUCCGGACCAGGAAGAAUUGCAGGAUCGGUUGAAACCUACCAAGCUCUGGAUGAUGAUUUGAAGAGAAAAGCUGCGAGAACUAUCGAACUUGCCAGAGAAAUUUGCGCUGCGAAAUCGGUUUUUGAUGGUGAAUUCGAGGUUGAAGAAGGAGAUGCAAGGUAUGUACUGUGCGAGGCGGCUAAUAAGCACCGGGCUUCAGUGCUUGUAGUAGGAAGCCGUGGCCAUGGAGCUAUUAAAAGUGCUUUGAUGGGAAGUGUGAGUGACUAUUGCGCACAUCAAGCACCUUGCAGUGUCAUGAUUGUGAAGAUGAAGGAGCGUAGCAACAAAAACAGUGCUUAAAUAACUCAAAAUCUGUAUUUCUGUUUGUAUUUCUGAAUCUUAUUGUAUUUUUAAGACGGGAUACUUGAAAGUUAUUUAAUCUUUUUAAUUUUCUUUUUAA